AAACUUCAAAAAAACAAACGCAAAAAUAAAUUACUUUGAAAAAAUAAUUCAAAAAACAAACCCAAAAAUAAGUUAUUUUGAAAAACAAGGUUGGAAAAAAAACAAAUUCAAAAAACAAACCCGAAAAUAAAUUAUUUUGAAAAACAAAGUUGGAAAAAAUUAAUUCAAAAAAUAAACCCCAAAAUUAAUUAGAAAAACGGAGGGUUGGGAAAAAAAAUAAUUCAAAAAACAGCCCCAAAAAUAAAUUACUCAGAAAAACGGAGGGUUGAAAAAAACGAUACGUUUUGGAUAAAAUUGUACUAGAAUGGAUCUUUAAUUCAACGCUGCGCAUUAAAUCAAGGAGAAUGAUUGUUUUGUGUGGAAUCCUAAAUUUGUUCAUAGUUUAACAUAACAUUGUUUGGUGGAUGGUUUAAGUUAAAAAAUGGUGCAAUACGUUCCCAAGGAUUAAUCUCCCAUUUAAUGUCGAUCAGGUUUGUGGAAGUCCACAAUUUGAUUGGUAAUUUUCAGGCCGGUUUAAUAUUGACCGCGAAGUUUCUUUGUAACUGCAAAUGUGUCCGUGUGCUUUGCACACUCCACGACAGUGGGUAUGGAAAAACAACAGGAUGUCAGGAUCGGGUAAAACCAGUAUUCGGACAAAUUAUUUGGGGGGCCAGCAGAGGGCAGUAGCAAGCCAAGGAAGCGUUUCUAGACGCUGCACACCAGACAGGAAAAAGCUGAACCAGUUUCACGUGACGCGGCUGCAGUUUUAACUGCAUAAACUGAGCAAUGUAGUCAACUGAAACUGACUAAUACCAUAUGAAACAUAAAAUGGGUGACAAACUACCAGGAAACGCGAAUUGGAUGUCACGUUUACCCGAGGAACUGCUAGAUGUACCGCUGUGGAACUUGGCUAUUCCGGGCAGCCAUGACAGCAUGUCUUUCUGUUUGGACACGUCCUCACCUGUCGUUGAGUCAGAGUCGUGGUUCCUCAAGGUGAUGGACAGACUUGCUCCCUGCUGUACGCGGCCUUGCGUGCUCCGUUGGGCCACCACGCAGCAAACUGUCCUUAGUAGUCAGUGUGAACUUGGGGUUCGCUUUUUGGACAUGCGGAUUGCCAAGAAGCCAAAAGAGUGCAGCAAGUUGUUCUUUGCCCAUGGUAUAUACACGUGGAUUACUGUAAAGGAGGCACUGGAUGAACUGGCUGCCUGGUUGGAUGCACACCCUAAAGAGAUUGUUAUUAUCUGCUGCUCACAUUUCAGUUGUCUAAGCCUUAGUGACCACACACAAUUUGUAGACUACAUUAUUUCACUGUUUGGACCAAAGCUUUGUUCAUCACAGGAUUGUGCCACCUUACGAUCCUGUUGGUCCAGACAUCAACAAAUAAUUGUUUCUUAUGACAACCAAGAUAUGGUUAACAAUCAUCCUCAACUGUGGACCGACAUACCUUACUGGUAUGCUGACAGCACUGAUCCAAAGAAGGUGAUUGCCUACUUGGAGGCUCAGAAGCAUGCAGGAAGACCAUCUUGUUUUUUUGUCAGUGGCCUUAAUCUGACUGAGACUGUUCCAUUCGUCCUCCUUCAUCCCUUUGAAAACAUGAGGAAGAUCACCACAAAGGCCCUAACUGUGCUGCUUGGCUGGGUGAGAGAACAACAGCCAGGACCUGAGGUAGAUGGUGUCAACAUCAUCUGCUGUGACUUUGUGGGCGCCUCCAACUUCUGUGAUUGUGUGAUUAGACUCAACUACAAAGGGCGGUGUUGACGAGGACCAAAACAUACCGCUAAACAAAGCAUAGCUUUUAUCAGUGUAAUGCUAUGUAAUAAUUUUCAUGACUGUGAUAUCUGAGGAUACACAUGGAAAGUGUUUUAAGCCAAGAAGGCACCUUCACUCCACUGUGAAUUUUUAGUGGUAUUUAUAAUUUGCUGGAUUUUAUAUGCCUCAAGUUACUCAAAAUGUAAAAUGCACAUUAUGUAUUGUUCUUCCAAAUUAUUUGGAAGUCAAAACUCAACACACACACUCCUACAAUUUGUAUACAUACAAAGUAGUAAAUUAUUUUUUAAACUUUGUGGACAUGUUGAAUAGGCUACCUUUAAGUUGAACUUGAAUGACCCAAUUUAUCCUUUGGACCAUCCACAAGUCAGCAUUCAUCAAAUUGCUGCAAAAUAUGUAUGACUCACAAGGGCAACAGAAAACAAAAGGUCAACAGUUUAUUUUAGUGAAUGAUGAAAUGCCAGGUUUCAUGUAUGCAUCAAAGGCAGUUGAGUCCAGGCAUAGAAUGUUAGGAAAAACAAAGCAGAUAAAAUAUAAAUCUUGUGGAAUCUGAUCUGGCCUUACAGAUAUGGCUGCAUCAGUCCACAACCAAUCACUCAAUCUUUCCCUUACUGUAGUUCAUUGUUAUAUAACCGAAUAUUCAUAUUCUCAGUUUUUCUGCCCAAGGACAUCACACAGACCUGUCUCCAUUUGUUUUGUGUAAACUUAUUUUUUCUUCUUCUCCUGUGUGCUGGUGAACCACUGGUCCAGUAGUUUCUUGCUGUAGUAGAUCUGCCAGCCGUGCACCUGCACGGAAAUGACGAUCACCAGAUACAUGACUGAUACCGCAGAGAAACCAAAGAUGAAACGGUAGGCUUUGCCAUGUCGAUACAACUGCUGCGCAAAAGGGAACAUCUCCAUGCUGCCGUAGAUAAGAGGUGCCACUGAGAAAAGCCCGGCGCUUAUCAUGGAAAUAACCAGGUAGCUAAUGUUGUUACGUGGCAAAGCCAUGAAACUAAAUGCGGUGGGAAUAACACUGAGGAGGUACGGGUAUUCCCACUGGUAUGGUGAGGCGAUCAUUUUGUGGGACACAAGACUCAGUUGGCUGACUGUCACCUGAACAAAAAGAUAUGUUUUAAUAGAAGCAAAAAUGACAAAAAGUGAGUGAGGUUCUACCUGAGCUGCCAUCAGCACCCAGACCAGCAAAUGGACGAUGUUAAGCUUACGGAUUUCUGACUUCAGGGCCACACUGUCAACACCAACAUGAUUUGGGAUUGAGGCACAAAGACAAGCGGGCAGUUUUGGAUAUAGUAUUAUAACUUGAAAUUGAAUACUUGUCCUUAAUUCACAGGAAUUGGUUAAUUUGGGUAGACUGCGUCCAUUGCAAAUGCAUGGAGGAACUAGUAUAAUUUUAAAUAAAAGCUAAUAAUCACUGGACAUACCUCAUCUGGUAGUGUGAGGCUACUCGCUCCCUGUGUUCGAAGUCACUACCAUCUGUUCCCGUAGCUCGUGGCCCUGCUCGUGAAGCCAUGGCUGUUCUGAAUGACAAGACAGUUCCACAAGUGUUAGAACAGGAACUUGUCAUUGGAAGUGGUUGUUCAACACUGCUCACUUUAGAAAUAACUAUAUUUAAUAAUAACUAUAUAUAACUCGUAUUCCACUUCAACACACGUUCAUAUUUUAAAACAGUAUACAGGCUUUGUUUUUGUAUGAGAAAAUAUCCUAAAACAACUGACAGUAAAACAUCUAUAAUGUAAAAUGUUGAUUAUACAUUUUAUAUCGGUCAACAAAUCAUGGUCAAGUACUGAACACAACACGUGUACAGCAGUUCUUUUCAGGUACAUUCCCCUACUGUAUGCAAUAAUGUACUAUGCGCGCUUGUGGUGGCAAGAACAUCUUAACAAGCGUGACUUCAAAUGAACAACCAUGUCAUGUUGCCGGUUACUUAGCAAAGAAAUGUCGCCAACAAAGCUAACUGACUAACCUUAGCCCGACGUAAUUGGUGAGCGAUGCCGUUGUGCAGUGCUAAAAUCAUAUCAACGCACAUUAUGAUAUGAGGAAUGCAUGGCAGUACUUACAUGUUACAGCUGGAAUUCGUAUUUUACUCGACGAAUGCACAGUGAUAACUUUGAAUACGACACUGUCGUAAAUGGCGGAAGUGACAGGCGAGCACAGUAGUAUGAUUCUUAGAUGUUAUAUGUUUAAGGCUAGCUGUAUGUUGAACGCUCUCAACCGAAAGAGACGGCGGCGUCACUCGUCGGCCAAUUUGCGUCGGAGCCAUUCCAUCAUUAUUUUUACUGUUAUAUAUGUUUGCAUUGUUCAAUUUUAAAUCCGUUUAGAUUUAGCUUGCUUUUUCAUAAAUUUCAGAGAUGUAUUAAGUUCCUGCAUAUUUAAAAGUAAUUACAAUGUUUUUGAUUCAACAUCCAGCCUAAAUCAUGGCCAUGUUUAUACGUUUUUAUAUAGUUAUAGUUACCAAACCGUUUGUAAAGGUUAGGGUUAGAAUUUAACGUGUAAAGUAUAUUUUAAUGGAAAAAAUUACCUUACUCGCUUGAGAAGUUCCCCGAGGCAAGAUGGCCGUUAACUACGUACAGCGCAUGCUUGUUUGUAGAUGUCAUUGACAUGAUAUCUAUGCCAUGAUAGGCCCAACCUCUUACCAGCGGUGGCAAAAUAUAAUGUGACCUUUUUUUCUCACUAGAACGAAAUACAGAUUGACCGUUACCUCCCUUGUUUGACUCUUGGAGUGACAGGUCGAAAUGACAAUUGCUCUCGAUCACUUUUUAACUUGUGUCGAGCACACAAACACGUCCAGCUGACUCGCACGUAGCCAGACAUCCUCAUUACGGCGCGCGCGCCUACUUCUCUCCCGCCCGCACAUGCGCACACACGCCUAUCGUUUCCAAGGCAACACUUGCAACAUAACAUUUUAAAUGAAUAAAUAAAACCAAACAAAUACAAGAGCGUGUCAGGCUUGAUUGUUCAUCACCCGCCACCAACAUUUAAUAUUAUUAUGUUAAACCACUGUAACAGUUUGCAUACUUUCAACAUAAACACAGCUUAUUAAUUGAAAAUUUAAACUACUUCAGUAGAUAAUUGAUGGCUGGCUGUAUUGAAAAUCUAAAACGUAUUAGUAAAAGAUAAAUAAUAAACACACCGUGAUGACAGAUAAAAUUUGAUUCUAACAAUUUCAUUCAUUCAUUUACCAUGUCACUUUUCCUCACGAGGGUCAUUGUUAAAUGUAAGUGAACUGGAUUUAACAAAGACUGUAUUGAACUGGAUUGCAGUAGUGUUUAGUAAUCCCACUGUGAAUUGCUGCUGUAGUGAAAACUGGGGCACCUACUGAUACUUGACAUCAUGUAUGUUGUGUAUAAUAUGCCCAGUAGCCCAUUGUUGCCCAACGGUAUUUGCGCCUCGAACCAGUUUAAUGUCAGCCAAUAUUUUCAUGGAUUGGCCUUUCAAGUGUGGCAGAUGCCAUCCAUCCACACAACAAAAUAAACUAAUAUGACAAAUAUGGAAACUUUGUUACUUUGUAAAUAUACCAAGCAUGAGUGUGCUACAGCACACUAUAGGCUGAAGGCUUUGACGGAGAGCGCACAUGCCCUCUACUGGCUAACUCAUAACCUACUGUAACAAUAGGUCCGCAAUUUAUUAGU
This is a messenger RNA of Corythoichthys intestinalis (scribbled pipefish), 5375 nucleotides long. Its product is annotated as PI-PLC X domain-containing protein 1. Gene Ontology annotation, biological process: lipid metabolic process. The record is from RefSeq and is a predicted model, not a curated record. NCBI's taxonomy places the organism in Eukaryota, Metazoa, Chordata, Actinopteri, Syngnathiformes, Syngnathidae. The transcript is spliced from 7 exons. Bases 796 to 1737 code for a protein of 313 amino acids. Gene Ontology annotation, molecular function: phosphoric diester hydrolase activity.